Molecule: messenger RNA, 1998 nt
Organism: Neurospora hispaniola
Lineage: Eukaryota; Fungi; Ascomycota; Sordariomycetes; Sordariales; Sordariaceae
Exons: 11
Coding region: 1-1998 (665 amino acids)
Source: RefSeq, a predicted model, not a curated record
AUGAACCACCGAAGCAAAGGCCAACUCAUGUGCCGACUCGAAGGAUGUCCGCACGAAGUCCUCUUCAAGACCGUCGACUCAGGAGGAGGCUCAGGAGGAGGCUACGUCGACCCUCUUGAGCGCCGGGCCAGUAUCAUCAGAGAUAGAAAUGGCCACACUCUGCAGGGCAGAGGAUCGCCGGCUGGAGCUGGAGCUGCGGGUGGAGGAGGAGAUGACGAGACUUGUACGCAGCUGAAGCCGUCGCAUGAUGCUGUUUGUGCUUAUCACGCGAGAUGUCCCGUUCCCGAAUGCAGCCAGGCGAGACUUCAGUAUUUGGAUCCAGCCUACGAAUCGAGACAUGGUGAUUCUCUGCCGGUGUACCAGAGGUGGGAGUACUGUGCUGAUCGGUACCUCCCUCCAAAGACAAGUGCACUAUUCGAAGGUGUCCUCGUCGAAAACCAUCGGCCAAGGCUAGCUAUUGCAAGGAACAAAAGUGCUGACAAGCGAGUGUCUAUGAAGAUGGAUGUCGUGCCGAUGGAUGUAAGAAACUGGUUCUUGAGAAACAGAUUUGCUGUGAAGAGCUUAAGCCAACCCACUGACAAACACUAUCUGAAAGACAUCAAAUGUGACAUCAGUAAUUGCAACAGAGCAAGGCAUAAUGUCGCCGACACGAAGGAGUACCUCAGGUUCUGCGUCGAUCAUGCGACUUGCGCGGUAAACCGUUGCAAAGACAUGAAGAUCGAGCAAUCGCUUUACUGCGCAAAUCAUACAUGUAGGGAGAGGGGCUGUAGCAAAAGUAGCCAGUCGAAGCCGUUUUGCAGUGAGCACUGCUGCGCGGAGGUCAACUGUCGAUAUCCAAAACCUUGGGCAGCUAGUCCAAACCCAAGGGGAAAAUUCUGCCCGUUGCACACUUGUCGUGCCCAAGAUUGUCCCGAGUUCGUCGACCGCUUAGCCAUCUUUUGCAGGACUCAUGGUUGCUCAAAACCCAAAUGCCACGAAAAAGUUAUCGUCGAGGGCUUCUGUCUCGAUCACCUCAAAGCCCACUACAUCACCCAAGGCGAACUCAAAGCCCGCGGCGGAUCCUCCUCCUCUCCCAAAGACUCACCCACAUCCACCACCGGCCAACCAACCACCAUGACGACCCGCCCAAACCCGGCACAACCCCCCACCUUCCCCCGCCGCCUCUCCCAACAAUCCCUCACCUCCAUCCGUCCCGGUCCGGGCCAGCGCGCAAAUUCCAUCCUCCUCCACAACGGUCACGCCCACGAAAUCCUCAUUCCCCCUGACGAACACCCUGACGAGUUGCUCGACCAUUCUCGUGAUGACCCUCUCCGGUUCCAGCUCAACCAAGUCGUCGCCCGGCAACACGCCCGUCAGGCUUAUCAGGCUCACGUCGACGAUCCUGAUCCCGACCUGGACAAUGACGACAACGAAGAUAACGACGACGACGACGACGACGACUUAAAUGACCACCACCUCCCCCCCAAUCUCAAUCCCAGCAGCCUCAAUAGCCAUCUAAGCCACGUCAGCCAUCAUACCAACCAGAGCCAUCGAAGCUAUCGCAGUCUACACAAUGAUAUCCAUAAUAAAGAACCAGGAGGAGGAAGUGGUAGUGGUAGAAGUUCCCUAUCUAGUGAAGCCGUGUCUGCUCUCUCUGAUAAUGAGAAUAUCGGCGCAGCAAGGAUAGUGAAUGGUUCUCUGGUUAACGGUAAUGGUAACGGUGGUGCUGAAAGCCCGGGAGAUCCGCCUGAAUAUAGCAAGGUUGCUGCUCCUGGUUCGAUUGUGAGUGUUGGACAGGGACAGGGACAGGCACAGGGACAAGGGCAAGGGCAAGGGCACGGGGAAGGAGGAGAGACGAAGACUGGGGGCGGAAGUAGAAGAGAGGAGAGGGAGAGGGAGAGGAACAGGAGGAAGGUGCUGGAGAGGGAUGGUGGGACUGGGACUGGAGGAGGUGUUGGGAUGCCGGGGAGUUUUGUUGGGGGAGGGGACGGAAAAGGGGAGGAUAGUGAUGGGUGGUGA